Rhopalosiphum maidis (corn leaf aphid) is the source of this 1250-nucleotide messenger RNA. RefSeq names its product 1,5-anhydro-D-fructose reductase-like. Lineage: Eukaryota; Metazoa; Arthropoda; Insecta; Hemiptera; Aphididae. Gene Ontology annotation, cellular component: cytosol. The transcript is spliced from 7 exons. The record is from RefSeq and is a predicted model, not a curated record. Bases 130 to 1092 code for a protein of 320 amino acids. Gene Ontology annotation, molecular function: aldose reductase (NADPH) activity.
CGCUGCCGUAGUAAUCGGCAGGUGCCCACACUUAGCCGCAGUCGUCACUCGUCGCCGGUCCGUCCGCUAGCACACAAUACAUUUUGUCCUAAUAUCAUAUUAUUUUUAGAGGUACAAGACUACCACGCAAUGAAGUACCUGAAAUUGAGUUCCGGUGGAAACAUGCCGAUGGUCGGCUACGGUACAUGGCAGGCCGUGGACAAUGUUUUGGAAUCGGCCUUGAAUGAAGCCCUAACGUGUGGAUACAGACACAUCGACACGGCUACGGCUUACGAGAACGAACACGUCAUAGGAAAAGUUUUGAACGAAUGGAUCACAUCUGGUAAAGUGACUAGAGAAGAGUUGUUUAUCGUCACCAAGCUCCCCCCUUUCAAAAAUCGGCCUGAGGACCUGGAGGAGUGCUUAAAAAAAUCGCUCAACGACUUGCAGCUGGACUACAUUGACAUGUACUUGGUGCAUACUCCGUUCAGCGUGAUCGUGGGAGAAACGCCUGCCUAUAGCGACAUGAAAAUCGAUACCAGUACUGAUCACUUGGCGAUUUGGGAGAUGAUGGAGAAACAGGUAACUGACGGCCGAGCAAAGGCGAUCGGCUUGUCGAACUUCAACAUUCAACAGAUACAGAGGGUGCUAGACAACUGUAAGAUCAAGCCCGACAACUUGCAAAUAGAGAAUCACCUAUACCUUCAACAACCUGAACUCGUAGAAUAUUGCAAAAGCAACGAUAUCGUUGUGACCGCGUAUUCGUGUUUGGGUGCGAAAGGCGGCCGAGAAGUCAUGGGGUUGAAUUGGACCAAGGAUUUACCGGAAAUGAUGGAAAACGACGUGGUAUUGAGCAUUGCGGAAAAACACGGUAAGACUCCGGCCCAAGUGUUGUUGCGGUUUAUUGUUCAGAAGGGCAUCGUGGUCAUACCAAAAAGUACGAAUCCACAGCGGUUAGCGUUAAAUAUAGAGAUUUUCGAUUUUGAAUUGGACGAGCAAGACAUGGAGGCUAUGAUUGGUCAGGAUGCAGGAGAAGGAGGCCGCAUUAUACGACUUUUAUUCUUCGCUGGAAUCGCAGACCAUCCAGAAUAUCCUUUCGAAAAGAUCGUUUGAACUCGAAAUUAAUUCUACUACAAAUGCGACAGACCACUAUUACACGCGAACGAACCAAAUUCAAACUAUAUAAAACAGCAUUUGAUGAUAAACGAUUAUUUAAAUAUUUAUUAUAAGCCUAUUGGCUAUUGCUAUUACAGUGCUAGGGUUCACGUCAA